Molecule: messenger RNA, 2151 nt
Organism: Metarhizium album ARSEF 1941
Lineage: Eukaryota; Fungi; Ascomycota; Sordariomycetes; Hypocreales; Clavicipitaceae
Product: DNA repair helicase RAD3
Exons: 5
Coding region: 1-2151 (716 amino acids)
Biological process (GO): nucleotide-excision repair; positive regulation of mitotic recombination; transcription by RNA polymerase II
Cellular component (GO): nucleus
Molecular function (GO): damaged DNA binding; DNA helicase activity; hydrolase activity, acting on acid anhydrides, in phosphorus-containing anhydrides
Source: RefSeq, a predicted model, not a curated record
AUGUCAGAGAUUGAGAAGGCUUUAGUGGAGCUGAAAGCCCUCAUGAAGUAUCGUACUGAGGAGCUUGGCUACGAGGAAGAUUUCCGCGGUUUGGGAUUAACUAGUCGAAAAAAUCUUUGCCUUCAUCCGUCCGUCAAACGAGAAAAGAGUGGCUCUGUGGUGGACGCCCGCUGUAGAAGUCUUACUGCUGGCUUUGUGAAGGAAAAAAAGGACAGAGGUGAGAAGGUGGACGUUUGCGUCUACCAUGAUAAUUUGGAUCUUCUUGAGCCUCACAACCUAAUUCCCAAUGGCGUUUGGACCUUUGACGGAAUUCUGCGGCAUGGAGAGGAACACAAACAGUGUCCGUACUUUACUGCAAGACGAAUGAUGCAAUACUGCAAUGUCGUCAUUUUCUCCUAUCACUAUCUUUUAGAUCCAAAAAUUGCGGAGCGAGUAUCCCGGGAUUUUUCGAAAGACUGCAUUGUCGUAUUUGAUGAAGCUCACAAUAUCGACAAUGUGUGCAUUGAAGCUCUCAGUACUGACAUUACGGAAGACUCGCUACGUAGAGCCAGCAGAGGUGCCCAAAAUCUCGAGCACAAAAUCACUGAAAUGCGGGAUACGGAUCAAGUGCAACUUCAGAAUGAAUACCAAAAAUUAGUCCAGGGUCUACGAGAGGCGGACGAAGCCCGCCAGGAGGAUGCCUUCAUGGUAAAUCCUGCACUGCCAGAAGAUCUGCUUAGAGAAGCCGUCCCUGGAAACAUCAGAAGAGCAGAGCAUUUCGUCGCUUUCCUUAAAAGAUUUAUUGAAUACCUCAAGACAAGAAUGAAAGUACGCCAGGUCAUUUCAGAGACCCCUCCUUCAUUCUUAGCCCAUUUAAAGGAACACACUUUCAUCGAAAAGAAACCCCUAAGAUUCUGCGCUGAGCGCUUGACGUCUCUUGUUCGUACACUCGAGCUUACCAAUAUCGAAGAUUACCAGCCGCUGCAGGAAGUAGCUACUUUUGCGACGCUGGUUGCAACAUACGAGAAAGGUUUCCUCCUUAUUCUUGAACCGUUCGAGUCAGAUACAGCAGAAGUGCCGAACCCUAUUCUGCAUCUUACGUGUCUGGACGCAGCAAUCGCCAUACGUCCAGUUUUCGAGAGAUUCUACUCUGUAAUCAUCACUUCUGGUACAAUUUCCCCUCUGGAAAUGUACCCAAAGAUGCUGGACUUUUCGACCGUGGUUCAAGAGUCAUACAGCAUGACACUUGCAAGGCGAUCAUUCUUACCUAUGAUUGUCACGCGCGGAAGUGAUCAGGCCUCCAUUUCGACUAGUUUUCAAGUCCGCAAUGAACCCAGUGUGGUGCGAAACUACGGGACUCUAUUGAUCGAGUUUGCUAAAAUCACUCCCGACGGCCUAGUUGUGUUCUUUCCGUCCUACCUUUAUAUGGAAUCGAUCAUUAGCAUGUGGCAAGGCAUGGGGAUUUUGGAUGAAGUUUGGAAAUAUAAGCUCAUUUUGGUAGAAACGCCAGACGCUCAGGAAACAUCACUAGCCCUCGAAACCUACCGCACCGCAUGUUGUAAUGGUAGAGGAGCGAUUUUGUUAUGUGUUGCAAGAGGGAAAGUCUCAGAAGGCAUCGACUUCGAUCAUCAGUACGGCCGAACAGUACUUUGCGUUGGGGUCCCUUUCCAAUACACGGAGUCCCGGAUUUUGAAAGCCCGUCUAGAAUUCUUACGAGAAACGUAUCGUAUCAAGGAAAAUGACUUUCUUUCUUUUGAUGCGAUGCGCCACGCUGCUCAAUGCCUCGGCCGUGUUCUACGAGGCAAAGAUGACUAUGGAAUCAUGGUCCUUGCCGACCGCAGAUUUCAGAAAAAGAGAGCCCAAUUGCCCAAAUGGAUCAAUCAAGGUCUUCUGGAUGUCGAUUCCAACCUUAGCAUUGAUAUGGCAGUGAGUAGUGCAAGGAGGUUUCUGAGAACUAUGGCACAGCCCUUUCACGCCAAAGAUCAGGACGGCAUUAGCACUUGGAGCUACGAGGAUCUACAGGAGCAUAAGGAAAAGGUGGAUAUGGAGAAGAUUCGUGAACUCGAGGACACAGCAAAGAAAUCGGGUAUCCAGGAAAAUGAUCCAGUUACUCUCUAUGAACUCGAUGAUCAAGAAUUAGACCAGGAGAUGAUGGAGCUGGACGAUUUCUAA